Molecule: messenger RNA, 585 nt
Organism: Arabis nemorensis
Lineage: Eukaryota; Viridiplantae; Streptophyta; Magnoliopsida; Brassicales; Brassicaceae
Source: the annotation of a GenBank genome assembly
AUGGGAACAGGCUACGAAGUUCUGAUUCCAUCAUUCGUUGGGUAUGGCAGGCUAACCCGCAAAACCCCGUUCAAGAAGAAGCUUCUCUUUCAUUUGGACUAUGAGGGAAACCUUGUUUUGGCUCAGCCAGAUGGCAAAGUCCCCGUCUGGCAAAGCUUUGAUUUCCCGAGCGAUACGAUCUUGGUUGGUCAGUCUCUCACACUUGAAGGCCAGAACAAGCUCGUAAGCCGCGACAUUGGAAGGUCGGUUUAUCCCAAGCACAACCUUUUAUGCGGCCUUAGGCCUGAGUUUCCUUAUAAGCAUUUUCUCGCGAGGCCUAGAUUCAACGCCUCGCAAAGUUUCCUCAGGCUCGACGCUGAUGGAAAUCUUAGGAUCUACUCUUACGAUUUCAAGGUCAGUUUUCUUGUUUGGGAAGUAACGUUCGAGCUCUUUAACCGUGACAACAGCGAGUGCUGGUUACCGUCAAAAUGCGGAGAGUUUGGGCUUUGUGAGGAUAAUCAAUGUGUGGCUUGUCCGUCCGAGAAUGGCUUACUUGGUUGGAGCAAAGCUUGUAGGCCGAAGAAGGUGAAGAGUUGUGAUCCGUAA